AACUCGCACCCACGGCGGCUCCCCGGCUCGGCCGCGCAGGUGGGGUCCCUCGGCGGUACACGUUCCCGCGGGGUAGGGCGACGGAGUUGCGCGGGGGUGGCCUCGCCGUACCCGGUGUCCGCCUGUCUGUCUGUCCGUCCGUCCGCCGCUUUGUUCCCGGAGGAUGCGGCGCGCCUAACCCCGGCCGAGGCGGUGGGGCCGCAGCGGGGGCAGGGGCAGCCCUCCGCCGGAAAACUCCGCGCCGCCCUCCUUCCUCCUCCUCCUCCUCUUCCUCCUCCUCCUCCUGCUCGGAGCCCCGGCGCGGAGCGAUGCUCUCGGGGGCGGCGGGCGGCGAUGGAGCGGGGCGGUAGCGCGGAGCCGCCGAGCAGAGCGGCCCCUCGGGCAGCUGCCCGCGGCCCCUGAGCGCCGGCAGGAGGAGGAGGAGGAGGAAGAGGAAGGCCGGGCGAGCGAGCAGAGCGCGGCCAUGGAGGAGUGGCGGCAGUGCGGCCGCUGGCUCAUCGACUGCAAAGUUUUGCCCCCGAACCACCGGGUGGUCUGGCCAUCGGCGGUGGUCUUCGACCUGGCGCAGGCGCUGCGGGACGGGGUGCUGCUGUGCCAGCUGCUCCACAACCUCUCCCCCGGCUCCAUCGACCUCAAGGACAUCAACUUCAGGCCGCAGAUGUCCCAGUUUCUCUGCUUGAAGAACAUCCGAACCUUCCUAAAAGUGUGUCACGACAAGUUUGGGUUAAGGAACAGCGACCUCUUUGAUCCCUUCGACCUCUUCGAUGUGCGGGAUUUCGGAAAGGUGAUCUCUGCAGUAUCCAGGCUCUCCUUCCACAGUAUUGCUCAAACCAAAGGAAUUAGGCCCUUCCCUUCGGAGGAGACCACGGAAAAUGACGAUGAUGUGUACCGGAGCUUGGAGGAGCUGGCGGACGAGCACGAUCUGGGGGAGGACAUCUACGACUGCGUCCCCUGCGAAGAUGAGGGCGAUGAUAUCUACGAGGAUAUCAUCAGAGUGGAAGUUCAGCAGCCCAUGAUUAGAUACAUGCAGAAAAUGGGAAUGACAGAAGAUGACAAAAGGAAUUGCUGUUUGCUGGAAAUCCAAGAAACUGAGGCCAAAUACUACAAAACACUUGAAGACAUAGAAAAGAACUAUAUGAACCCCCUGAGGCUGGUACUGACUCCCCAAGACAUGGAAGCUAUUUUUAUCAAUUUGGAGGACCUAAUUAAAGUGCACUUCAGUUUCCUGAGAGCCAUCGAUGUCUCAAUGAUGUCUGGAGGAAGCAGCCUGGCAAAAGUGUUCCUGGAAUUCAAAGAGAGGCUGCUGAUUUAUGGCAAGUACUGCAGCCACAUGGAAUAUGCCCAGAACACCCUGAACCACCUCCUUGCCAACCGGGAGGACGUCCGGCAGAAGGUGGAGGAAUGCACGCUAAAGGUCCAGGAUGGGAAAUUCAAAUUGCAAGAUCUGCUGGUGGUUCCAAUGCAAAGAGUUUUGAAGUAUCAUCUCCUGUUAAAAGAGCUGCUCAGCCAUUCCUCAGACCGGCCAGAGAAGCAGCAGCUGAAGGAGGCUCUGGAGGCAAUGCAGGACUUGGCCAUGUACAUCAAUGAAGUCAAGAGGGACAAAGAGACUUUGAAGAAAAUAAGUGAAUUUCAGAGCUCUAUAGAAAACCUGCAAGUGAAGCUGGAGGAGUUUGGGAGGCCGAAGAUCGACGGGGAGCUGAAGGUGCGCUCCAUAGUCAACCACACCAAGCAGGACAGGUAUUUAUUUUUAUUUGAUAAAGUGGUGAUCGUCUGCAAGAGGAAAGGAUACAAUUAUGAGCUGAAGGAAAUUAUUGAGCUGCUCUUCCACAAGAUGACUGAUGACCCCAUGAAUAACAAGGACAUUAAGAAGUCUCACGGAAAAAUGUGGUCGUACGGCUUCUACCUAAUCCACCUCCAGGGCAAACAGGGCUUCCAGUUCUUCUGCAAGACAGAGGAGAUGAAGAGGAAGUGGAUGGAGCAGUUUGAAAUGGCCAUGUCCAACAUAAAGCCAGAGAAAGCCAAUGCAAAUCACCACAACUUCCAGAUGUACACAUUUGAAAAGACAACCAACUGCAAAGCCUGCAGGAUGUUCCUGAGAGGAACCUUCUACCAGGGCUAUCUUUGCCCCAAAUGUGGAGCAGGUGCUCACAAGGAGUGCUUGGAGAUCAUUCCUCCCUGCAAGAUGGGUUCUUCAGCAGAGCAGGAUUCACUUGGUGCAGGACCCGGUCCUAAAAUGGUGGCGGUUCAGAAUUACCAUGGUAACCCAGCCCCUCCUGGGAAGCCAGUGCUGACCUUUCAAAUUGGGGAUGUGAUCGAGCUGCUGAGGGGGGACCCCGACUCACCGUGGUGGGAGGGGAGGCUGCUGCAGACGAAGAAGUCGGGUUAUUUCCCCAGCUCCUCAGUGAAACCCUGCCCCGUGGAUGCCAGGCCCCCCAACAGCCGACCGCCCUCGCGGGAGAUCGACUACACGGCAUACCCGUGGUUUGCAGGGAACAUGGAGAGGCAGCAGACGGACAACCUGCUCAAGUCUCACGUCAGCGGCACCUACCUGAUCCGGGAGCGGCCGGCUGAGGCCGAGCGCUUUGCCAUCAGUAUUAAGUUCAACGAGGAGGUGAAGCACAUCAAGGUGGUGGAGAAGGACAACUGGAUUCACAUCACGGAAGCCAAGAAGUUCGAAAGCUUGCUGGAGCUGGUCGAGUACUACCAGAGCCACUCGCUGAAGGAGAGCUUCAAGCAGCUGGACACAACGCUGAAAUAUCCCUACAAAUCCCGGGAGCGCUCUACCUCCAGGACCUUCACCCGCUCCCCAGCCUCCUGCGCUUCCUACAACUUUUCUUUUCUCAGUCCUCAGGGCCUCAACUUUUCUUCUCAGAGCUCCUCCAGUCCCUUCUGGUCAGUGUUCACCCCCCGGGUCAUAGGCACGGCAGUGGCUCGGUACAACUUCGCGGCGCGGGACAUGCGGGAGCUGUCGCUGCGGGAGGGGGACGUGGUGAAGAUCUACAGCAGGAUUGGAGGGGACCAGGGAUGGUGGAAGGGGGAGACCAAUGGAAGGGUGGGCUGGUUUCCCUCGACGUACGUGGAGGAGGAGGGGGUGCAGUGACUGCGGCCAGGGCCGGUGGAAGUCGUCGAGCGCCCAGAGGCAGCAGCUGCAGCCCGAGCACACCGUGACACGCUGUCCCCGUGCCGGACACCUCCCAGGACUGCUCCCGCAGCCCCUCACCACCCCCCUGUGUACAGCCGAGCCUUGGGGCCGCCCGGCCUCACCCCCGUUCCGUGUAUAGAAGAUUGCUGGGCUGUGGGAUGGCGUUGGGAGAGCCCCGGGAGAGCCGCGCGCUCCCCUGCAUGGACAGAGCUGAGAGACUCUGGGGAGCCCACCGGGGAUGGGCGCCGCACCCGCCUUUGUCAAGGUGUUUUAAAAGCCACCCCAGGAUGGUGGUGGGAGGGUGAGGCUGAAGGGUUGUGCCUGGGUGAGAAUUUGGGGGUUUCCAGAGCGGGGAGCCCCAAGGAGGUAACGCAGACCCCCUGCCACACCACUCGGGUGGUUCCCCAGGUCGGGAUUUUGGCCGUGGCCCUGGCAGCCAUGGGCAGCACCGUGCUGUGGCCAGGGCGAGGGGCAGGGUGGGGACACCUGGCCCCGGAGGAGGAGAAGGCUGUGACCAUUUUGACCCUCAGGUGCAGGCUGGAAGUGGACCUUUGGGUAAAACACGAGGGGAAAGAGCAGCUUUGGCACCCCCAAGCCCAUUUUCUUUACAGCCACCUCAGUCCCACCAGCCUUGCUGCGGGCAGGGGGGGUGCCCAGGGAGCAGGCUGCUCCCACUGGUGAGCAGGAGGUCUCAGUGCAUUGCAGGACUGGAGAUGUGCUUUGCCACACAAGGUUUUCCAAGGCACCAGGCACAUGCAGAGGAUGUGUCCCUGGGUCUGUCCUCCCCUCGCUCCCAGCAGGAUUCCCCCAAGCCAGGCUGAUUUUUCUUGCAGCCGUGACAAAUCCCACCUCAUGAGCUCAGGGCGAACCCACCUGAGUAAGGGCUACGGUGUCAACUCCUGACUGCUGUCCCCGAGCUGUGAAAGCACCUCCUCUUCCCAGCUGUGUGCACUUUUGGGGGCUGGGAGCGUUGCCUCCCUCUCUUCCUCCCACAGGCUGUUCCUGCUGCUGCUGUCAAGUAAAGGUCCGUCUGUUGUGACAUUCCCACUGUGUCCUGAGCGCCGUCUGUCCGAGUCUGCCCUUCCCAAAGUGGAAGGGAGUCCCAGCCAUCAUUUUCUGGGCACUGGCUUCGCUCUCCAGCUCCAGAAUUCCCUUCCAAAGUGCAAAUCCGAACAAAAUCCACCUUUGGGAGCGUGACAGGGAACAACUUCCCUGUAUCUGAGCCCCAGGAGCUGCCUCUCUGAACACGUGGCAUUUUGAGCUGGUGCUUCCAUGCCCUGAUGUCGUUCCCCUGGGAUUUGUGGUGGUCCUGCUGUGCAGCAUCGUGUUCCUGGUGUGGGAUCCUGGUGCAAGUCUGGGAGAUGCCAGCGUUGGGCUGGUGAGCGGUGCUGCUGCCCUCAGUCCCUGGCUGCACCCUUGCUGCCAACGGAGCAGCAGAGCCAUGCUCUGGAUAAGAAAUGGAAGAGUUUGGUUCUCUCAAGGACAAGGGAAUGAUGCGAACUUGGGAAUUCCACACUGCUGCUCAGUGGCAAGCCCACAGUCGCCCUGCUUGCUCCCUGUUCCUCCCGGAGCUCUGGGAGUGUCCCCGCUCAUGGGGGGUGUGGGGUGGGUCUGGCUGAGGCAGGUGGGAGGUGACAGGGACACAGGGGGACUCAGGGCUUUCCCAAGAUACUGUUUGGUGCUAACCCCUCCCAGCCAGCCCCUCCAUGCUCAGUUUGAGGGGAGUAGCCAGCAGGGAACUGGCAAUUCCCUGCUCCUUUGCAGAGCAGAGGGUCCCAUUCCCAUUCCAGAGGCUGGGCUGGAGCUGAGGGGGCGUUUGGGUGGACGGGACACACAAACUCCUGAUGGCUCAUGUGAUGCCUCAGAUCCUAAAGCCUUACAGCCCCUCCUGUUUAACGUGGCCAAUUUUGUAAGGUGGCAAGGGCACCCCUUGGGAGAGCACAGCCCUGUCACAGGGACCAGGGCACCUCUGUCCCUUCCACCCCAAAAGGACCCCCACCCUCUGCCUGCCCUGCCAAACCCCCUCCCCCCAGAGAGAGCUCUCCCUCUUGUGUUUACUGGUGUAAGAAACUUGUUAAAGAGAGAUUGUUCUGGUUUUAAGUAAUUAUUCAGCCAUUUGCCACAAAUAUAUCUGUGAAUAAGAAAGGGAAAUGUUUUUUUAUGAUGAUGGCGAGAAAAUUGUAUAUAUUAUUUUAGUUCACCGCAGGUCACUCGGAAUUGCAAUGGGAUACGUUGGAAAAUAAUAUGUAAAUUCCUUGGGUUUCUCCUUUGCACUGCACUAACUGGGGUAGGGUGGAGGGGGUUUAAAGAUGAAACUGUUUGUUUAUGGAAUAGUUCAUAGCUGCGAAUUUGGAAAAUCAUUUGGAAUAGCUUGUAAUGCUGGAAUAGAAACUUUAGCUGCUACUUAGAAACCCUUUUGCAUGUGGUUUUUCCAGGCCUUUUUAAGUUACAAUUCAUCAAAGUAAAUUCCCCAAUGGAAAAAAAUGAAAUAAAGUGUAAUUUUGCUGA
Messenger RNA from Corvus hawaiiensis (hawaiian crow), 5650 nucleotides. It is a transcript of the gene VAV2, whose product is annotated as vav guanine nucleotide exchange factor 2. Lineage: Eukaryota; Metazoa; Chordata; Aves; Passeriformes; Corvidae. Gene Ontology annotation, cellular component: cytoplasm. Gene Ontology annotation, biological process: regulation of GTPase activity; cell migration; intracellular signal transduction. The transcript is spliced from 30 exons. The coding region runs from base 464 to 3100 and encodes 878 amino acids. The record is from RefSeq and is a predicted model, not a curated record. Gene Ontology annotation, molecular function: guanyl-nucleotide exchange factor activity; protein binding.